GGUGAUGAAAAGCGAAUGCUGUUAGUUGAUCGCGAGUUUUAGACAAUUUUAAAGCAUUAAAGACUGUUUUAUCGUGAAACAUCAGUAAGAAAAAGUCGUAAAUAUGAGCGAGCACGAUAUUUCCAAGAUGAAGGUGGCGGAUCUAAAAAAAGAGCUAAAAAAUCGCGGUCUUAGUACUUUGGGAAACAAAAAUGAGCUAAUCGAUAGAUUGCAGACUGCUCUUAUUGAAGGUGGCGAUCCGUUAGAAGAUACCGCAAAUUCCGAAGAUUUAUUAGAAGACGAUGAGCUGAACGACGAUAUUUUGGAGGAUGAGGAAGAGAAACUUCAGGAUGGUAUUACCGAAGAGGAGCAUAUACUUAAGUCGCCUACACCCAGCGAAGCUUCGAAGUCGGAGUCCCCGGAGCAACAGAGACCACAAGAGUCUUCGGAAAAGAAGCCAGAGUCCCAGAAGGACACGAAAGCAGAUCAUUUGAUUCCACAGAAAAAGGUGGCUCUUAAACGGAACAUAUCUAUUUCCGUUGCCACGCCGGUUACGUCUUCCGCUGAUGUGGAAGGGAGUAAAGAUGAUACUGCAGAUAAAAAGGAAGUUGACAACAAACCCGAUCAAGUUGCUACGGGAGAACCGGAGAAAAAAAUUAUAAAGCUAAACCAAAUGACUGCUCAGGAAAGACUCGAAAUGCGUGCGAAAAAAUUUGGUCCCCAAGCGGUGACUACCGAUGUAUCUUCAAACUCUAAACUUCAAGCUCGUGCGGCCCGUUUCGGAAUUGGGGGCACCAGCAGCACUGCAUCGACUAGUAAUGGCAGCAAUAGUAAUUUAGUGUCACUAGAUGCCCUAAAGAAACGAGCGGAAAGGUUUGGUGCGAAUGUUUCCGAUAAAUUGACCAAGCUAGAGCAAGAGGAGAAACUUCAGAAACGUCAAGAGAGGUUUGGCCAGGCCGCCGAGACUAAACUUACUGCAACUGGCAAAGUGGCCAUCACUGCUAGCAGCAGCACGAGCACAGACUACAGUGAAAGGGCUCGUCUUCGGCUGCAACGGUUCAAAAAUACCGUUUAAAGUAUCCUCCAUACCCAGGUUCAUCCAGACGUUUCCAAUCAUGUAUUGAUUUUACCAUUUCUAGCGUUACUCAUACAUGUUUUUCAGUUAUUCAUCCAGUUUGCGUUAUAUAACAGCAAGUUUUGAUUCAUAUUUUUCUGAGAACUUCAGUUGCGUUUUCAACAGUAGAAAAUACUUACAUUCAAAUGUAUUGUUUAGAAUCCAGACAAAUCGAU
Sabethes cyaneus is the source of this 1269-nucleotide messenger RNA. RefSeq lists its product as uncharacterized. The coding region runs from base 104 to 1054 and encodes 316 amino acids. NCBI's taxonomy places the organism in Eukaryota, Metazoa, Arthropoda, Insecta, Diptera, Culicidae. The record is from RefSeq and is a predicted model, not a curated record. The transcript has 3 exons. Gene Ontology annotation, cellular component: nucleus. Gene Ontology annotation, biological process: poly(A)+ mRNA export from nucleus.